This is a messenger RNA of Ceratosolen solmsi marchali, 745 nucleotides long. RefSeq names its product SPRY domain-containing SOCS box protein 3. Gene Ontology annotation, molecular function: protein binding. The record is from RefSeq and is a predicted model, not a curated record. NCBI's taxonomy places the organism in Eukaryota, Metazoa, Arthropoda, Insecta, Hymenoptera, Agaonidae. Gene Ontology annotation, cellular component: SCF ubiquitin ligase complex. The coding region runs from base 87 to 668 and encodes 193 amino acids. Gene Ontology annotation, biological process: proteasome-mediated ubiquitin-dependent protein catabolic process. The transcript is spliced from 4 exons.
CCAAAGUGCAGGUGGAAAAGAAGCUAAUUGUGAAGUUCCAUCCUGGAUAUAGUACGGGUACGGUUGGUAUCAGAGGUGACACGGCGAUGUCAAGCGGUAGACACCAUUAUUGGGAAAUAAAAAUGAUCACACCGGUUUAUGGGACAGAUGUGAUGGUGGGAUUUGGCACAAAAAAUGUAAAUUUAAGCGAAGGUACAUUUUGUUCGCCGUUAGGAAGUAAUAAUGAAUCGUGGGGUUAUUCGUAUAGGGGUUAUAUACAACACAAUGGGCAAUAUGAGAGUUACCUUGAACAUUUCAAGCAAGGAUGUUUGGUAGGAGUUUAUUUAGAUACGUGGAGAGGAAAACUUCAAUUUUUUAUGAAUCGAGCUCCAGUUGGUUCUGCUUAUACUGUAUUAAACGAAUUAGAAUUAUAUCCCAUGGCUUGUUCCUCAUCCGCUAAAAUCAUAAUGAAAAUUACGUACAGUUCUUCGUUGCCAGUAUCAUUACAAACGGACUGUAUACCAAUGUUAACACCUUUCCAACGCAUUUAUCUACCGCUCUGUUUCUCGGGACAACAUUUUCUAGAUGUUUUUGCUGACAUUCUAAAGAAGUUAUAUGAUAAAGCUCAUAAUGUCCAUAUUUAUGUAGAAAGUGAGAUUGAAUUAAGCGACGAGAGUAGUAGUGAUUAGAUCGCUAGAAUAUAUCGUUAGAAAUAUAUUUUUAUUUUUUAUUAAAUAUGUACAAUGAGUAAGUAUUUGCAUUUUAA